Salvia miltiorrhiza (redroot sage) is the source of this 731-nucleotide messenger RNA. RefSeq names its product probable E3 ubiquitin-protein ligase RHA1A. Bases 47 to 598 code for a protein of 183 amino acids. The transcript has a single exon. The record is from RefSeq and is a predicted model, not a curated record. Lineage: Eukaryota; Viridiplantae; Streptophyta; Magnoliopsida; Lamiales; Lamiaceae. Gene Ontology annotation, biological process: protein ubiquitination.
AUUCCCCACAUAAUGCCAUAAAGUUGGAUCUCUUACAGUUGAUCACAUGAAGCAAUAUAUAUAUGACCACUCCAAGAUCCAAAUUUUCAUCUCUUCUCCCUCAAAAUCACUUCUUAAAAUGGGAUUUUCUUACUACUCUCCACUAAAACCCUUGAAGAAGUUCAUCUCCUCAAAUCUGAUGACGAGGCCAUCUCCUAGAAGAAGCAACGUUGAACACGACGAUAAUGAGUUCCGUCCAUCCCCUUCACUGGUGCUGCUUCCAGAUUACUUGACGAAUAAAUCCAUCCACAAAAAUCGUCUCCCGAUUGUCGAAUAUGCAACCUUGACGUCACACAAUGGAAAAGUAGAGGAUGAUUGUUGGUGUGCAGUUUGUUUGAGCAGAGUAGAGGCAUGGCAUAAUGUGAGGGAACUUGGGAAUUGCGAGCAUGCUUUUCAUGUCGAGUGCAUCGAUUCUUGGAUGGACCGUGGUGGCGAAACGUGCCCGGUGUGUCGAGCUCAGCUGGUCUCCGGCGAGGUGGGCCAAGGGAAAGAUCCAUGGAGGUCACAGAGAAUGGUCUACUUGUUUGGAGAGGAUUGCUUCAUGGAGGAGCUUCAAUGAGAUGUUUUUCAAACUACAAAUAUGUAAAUGUAAAAGCUCUCUCUUUGUAAAGCUCAAGAUCAAGGCAAUGUUUGAAAUGUCGGCACGAUUGCUUAUACAUAUAUUUAUCAACAAAUUCAAUUUAAAAUAUUAA